UAAGCUAAUUGAUAUGUAUGCAUAAAAUAAUCUAUUUUUGUUGGUCUGGCCCUUUAUAAUUCAGGCAUUCAUAAAAAACACUGUGAUUGCAUCAUAGCGGUCUUAAAGCAUUAAUAAUGGCUUAUAGGAACUGGUUUUCGAUUCCCGCCGUCAGAGCUGAUGACGAAGAGGACUUAGUUGACCCGCAAGCAGUUUUACGGGAAAAAUGUCAAGCUAAAGGUCACAUAGAAUCUUUGUACAAUAAGUACCAAGAGUGCAAUGAUCGUGUGAAUGGGCGAUCCAAAACAACUGAGACUUGCAUCGAGGAAUUAUUUGACUAUGUUGCUGAGUUAGAUCAUUGCGUUUCGCACAGUCUUUUUACAAAGCUAAAGUAAAUACCAUUAAAGUCAAUUCUAUUAAAGGAAAGGGCAGUGCUUAAAAUAAGAUCAUAAAUAAACAAAUCUCUUAAUCGAG
This is a messenger RNA of Drosophila mauritiana, 453 nucleotides long. It is a transcript of the gene UQCR-11, whose product is annotated as cytochrome b-c1 complex subunit 6, mitochondrial. The coding region runs from base 117 to 374 and encodes 85 amino acids. Gene Ontology annotation, biological process: mitochondrial electron transport, ubiquinol to cytochrome c. Lineage: Eukaryota; Metazoa; Arthropoda; Insecta; Diptera; Drosophilidae. The transcript has 3 exons. The record is from RefSeq and is a predicted model, not a curated record.